This is a messenger RNA of Chionomys nivalis (European snow vole), 1637 nucleotides long. It is a transcript of the gene Mtfp1, whose product is annotated as mitochondrial fission process 1. Gene Ontology annotation, biological process: mitochondrial fission. Bases 422 to 907 code for a protein of 161 amino acids. The transcript has 4 exons. The record is from RefSeq and is a predicted model, not a curated record. Gene Ontology annotation, cellular component: mitochondrion. Lineage: Eukaryota; Metazoa; Chordata; Mammalia; Rodentia; Cricetidae.
UCAGCGACCCCACCACUCUGGGAAACAGUAGUCGUGGGAUGCGGAUCUGGAGUCUGAAGGAAAAGGUUGGGCAGGAGAUUGGGCUCAGGACAGGACCAGGGACUUGUCCAAGGUCACACAGCACUCUCUCCGCGGGGCUCUGCUGGAGGCACAAGCCGAUGCGUGGUUUGCCGUCUGCGGUGAUGAAGCACUAGCCAUGGGGUCAGAGGAUCUGGAUUCCUACAGCCUGCCAUCCCUUGGCGCUUCCCGAGCCUCAGUUUCCUCUUUUGCAAAAAGGGCUGAACACGAGGCAUUGUCGGGUGCUGAUUUUAAGAGUUGACUAGCCUGAAAGGCCUUGACACUUGUUAAUUGUCAGUGGAACUCACCCAUCUGUCAUUGGUGCAGAUUCCCAGAACCACAGCUGGGGGGUCUCUGAUCAACAAUGAGCUAUGAACUUCAUUGUUGGCGUCAGUCCACAACCCAGAAACCAAAAGGCUAUGCUAAUGAGGUGGGGGAGGCUUUCCGCUCCAUGGUGCCCAAAGCUGUGGUGUGGCUGAGCUACGGCGUGUCCAGCUCCUACGUGCUUGCUGAUGCCAUUGACAAAGGCAAGAAGGCAGGAGAGGUGCCAAGCCCUGAAGCCGGCCGCGGCACCAGAGUGACCCUGGCUGUGGUCGACACCUUUGUGUGGCAGUCUCUGGCCUCCGUGGCCAUCCCAGGCUUCACCAUCAACCGUCUGUGUGCUGCCUCUCUCUAUGUCCUGGGCUCUAUGACCCGCUGGCCCCUGACUGUCCGCAAAUGGACCACCACCACACUUGGGCUGCUGGCCAUCCCUGUCAUCGUCCACCCCAUUGACAGGUCAGUAGACUUCCUCCUGGAUUCCAGCCUGCGUAAACUGUACCCAUCAGUGGGGAAGCCCAGCUCCUCCUGACCCUGUCCUGUGUCCUGCCCAUGACUGGCCCGCUCACAUCAGAGAAUGUGGACACUUGGCUGUUUGGUGUCCACGACACUGGCAUCCAAGUUAUUUCAAACUAACGGAUGCUUAGAGACAAAAGCCUUGAGGAGUGUUAGCUGCAGUGAGUCCCAGAGGUGGGACCUGACCCUGUGGUUGUACUGAGUGGGAGUGGACGCUGGCUGGGCAUGUGUUCUGAAAUAUUUUUUAAGUAUUUAUUUUAUGAGUAUAAGUGUUUUAGCUGCAUGUAUGUAUGUUUGUGCACCACCCUUGGAGGUUUAAAGACGUCACUGGACCACCUGAAACUGGGAUUAGGGACAAUUGUGAACCACUAUGUGGGUGCUGAAAACUGAACCUGGUUUCUUUGCAAGAGCAGCCAGUGUUCCUAACCACAGAAGUACCUCUCAGCCUCUAGACCUAUCUUCUGAUGGAAAAGUUAGACCCUCCCAUGGAAGAGAAGGUCACUAAAGCCCAGAGAAGGCAUGGGAUACUCCUAAAGUCAUGGACAGCUGAGGACCAGGCUGUCCAGCUGCUCUAGGUCACUUUGUGGUAAUGUGGCUGAGUGACUUAGGGAAGAGCACAGAGGUGCAGCAUUUGGGACACUCAGGAUAGAGUCUCUGGCCAGCCCAUCCCUGCUGCAGGAGCUGUUGGGGUCUGGGUGGGAGGCAAGACAAUCAUACACCAAGUGCUAGCCCAAUAAACCCUUAAA